Messenger RNA from Ramularia collo-cygni, 969 nucleotides. RefSeq lists its product as uncharacterized. The record is from RefSeq and is a predicted model, not a curated record. The transcript has a single exon. The coding region runs from base 1 to 969 and encodes 322 amino acids. NCBI's taxonomy places the organism in Eukaryota, Fungi, Ascomycota, Dothideomycetes, Mycosphaerellales, Mycosphaerellaceae.
AUGAGUUUUYUCUCUGCUGCUUGUAAAUGGACGACCCACCACACAAUAUGGCGGCGUCUCGGUUCUUGGACCAAAGUUCCAUCAAUAUGGCCGCAAAACUUCCACACCUCACAGAGACGUUCCUCCGGAGAAGAUGUAGACGUAGACGCCACCUCCAAGUCGGAGACGCCCGAUCAGAACAAUCCGAAUGACCUGACCCGUGGAAAAAAGAAAAGGUGGUCAGCUGCCGAUGAAGGACUUCUCUUGCAACUACACCGUGAAGGACGCUCGGCGCUGGAAAUGAGCGCAGUAUUACGCAAGAGUAAAUACUCCAUCAAGGGUAAGCGGAAGAGGCUCAUCUACGAUACGAACUUGGAUGAAAAGCUCCGCAACGCCCAAAAAGAAGGCCUUAGCUGGCAACAACUACAGGAAGACAUGCCCCUACAUACAAUCGGUCAUCUUCGAGCACGCCAUGCAACUCUAAACAGGGCAACUCCCGCUGCCUUUACGCUUCAGGAAGAUGAGCAAAUCAGAGACCUUACCGCGCAGCCCAUCACUUACAAGCAAAUGGCAGAGAUGAUGGGGGGUAAGCGCAGUCCGAUGAGCAUCGCAAGGCGAUUUCGGAUGCUCGUGCAGAGGGGUCUCGCUGCGAACAGCAAGCAUUGGUCGGGACAUAUCUGGAGCGAAAGUGAGGAACAAGAACUUCGAAGCUUGAUUGACAUGGGGAAGUCGAGAACGGAAAUGAGCCAAAUCAUGGAAAAGUCGAUGGGAAGUAUAAACGGCAAGAUUUAUAGACUAUCUUGUAGUUCGAGCUCUAGUCGAAAUGGGAGGAAGUGGACCAGGGACGAUUAUGAAUUGUUAAAGUCGCUUUUGGCGGAAGGGAAAACGCAUCGUGAGAUUGGGAAGAAGAUGGGCAGAACGCUAGACUCUAUCCGCCAGGCAUUAAGGCGAUCGAAAGGGCUAGAAGAGAGCGUAGGCGGCGAAAAGUGA